Molecule: messenger RNA, 3683 nt
Organism: Aedes albopictus (Asian tiger mosquito)
Lineage: Eukaryota; Metazoa; Arthropoda; Insecta; Diptera; Culicidae
Product: irregular chiasm C-roughest protein
Exons: 4
Coding region: 224-664 (146 amino acids)
Biological process (GO): cell-cell adhesion
Cellular component (GO): plasma membrane; cell-cell junction
Molecular function (GO): cell adhesion molecule binding
Source: RefSeq, a predicted model, not a curated record
UGAGUAGGAGAUAAUUUUCAGAUUGUUUGCAUUGUUGUUACGAGCUGGAAUGUUGUGAGGCGAUUGUUUCGAAAUGUUUUCAAACAGUGGUUUUUGAAGGUUUUAAUGCAAACAAAUUCAGUGGAAUUCACAGUGAGCUAACACGGUAUAUUGAUCGAAGUGUUGCACAGAAGUGAAGCAUUCUUAUUCAGAUUGCACACUCUUCGCUGGACAAAGUCCAAACAUGAAGCACUGCAUUUCGAACUGGUUAGCCUCAAUCACAGUGCUCUGCUGUAUCGUCAUCGCACGUCCCUCCCUGCAGGUCCUGGGUGAACUUCAGCAGCAAGCAUUUCGCAUCACUCCGAACGAUAUAGAGGCCCACCUUGGCGAUGAAGUCGUGUUGCGAUGCGAAAUCGAACGGCUAGCCGGUCGAGUCCAAUGGACUAAGGAUGGCUUUGCGCUUGGAUUCAGUAACGAAAUUUUGGGCUACCCACGGUUUUCUCUGAAUCAAAACCAUAGUACCGGAGUGUUCAACCUGCGGAUCACCAACGCAUCGGUGGAGGAUGCCGCCAGUUACCAGUGCCAGGUGGGACCAGCCAAACACAACCAACCGAUCCGAGCCGGAGCCAAGCUGACCGUUUUAGGAUCAACUAAAGGUCAUCAUGGUAUAUACCAUUGGAAUUGAACGAUAGAGGUUUAUUUUUUAGAAUCUGCCAAGAAGAGCGAUCACAAUCGCUUCGAAUAAUAUUAUAGGUACAUCCGCUAGAUAUGAUUCAUUUGUAGGCAUUGUGAUGGGAUAAACAUAUCAACAUAUUGAAAUAAAGUCCAAUUCGAAUAAUAACAAUGUUGAGUACUCUCAGUACUUAAUCUAAUAAAUAUUAGAUUUCAUGCACUUAAGUCUGAAAUUAUUUUUUUUCAAAUAAUUAUUGUAAAAUCCAAAAAUGAAAGAAAGUGAGCUGGUGGAAACAUGCAGCUGUAUAAAUACCUUAAUCAACAAUAGUAUCAAAUCCCGAGAGGUGAGUAACAAACCAAGAACAAAAUACGAAGGUAAAUUGUCAUCAUGUAACAAUGGUUCCCCGUUGAUCCAGGAUCUUUUCGUUAAGGAAAUUUCCUAGACUUUCUUGGGCAUUGAGUAUCUUCGUGUCUGCCACAUGAUUACCAUCGGUAGAGGAAGCCCUCAGUGAAUAACGGUGGAAAUGUUACAGGAUGAGAAUAUUAAACUGAGAAGCAGGCUUUGUCUUAGUGGAGACGUUACGCCAAGAAGAAGAAGAAGAAGAAGAAAAAGAAGAAGAAGAAGAAGAAGAAAAGGAGGAAGAAGAAGAAGAAGAAGAAGAAGAAGAAGAAGAAGAAGAAGAAGAAGAAUAAGAAGAAGAAGAAGAAGAAGAAGAGCUUAGAACAGUGGGGCAGCACGGACGUCAACCACGAAUAGAUGUGCCGUAGUCCACAUGAAUUUGACGUGUUUGGGAAAUUGACACUUUUGGGCACUCUGCCAGAUCUGGGAUGUGCACGACAUUUGCGAAUUAGUCAUUACCAGUCAUUAACAACAUUUCACUAACAGAUCAAUUCCACCCCGAAAGUAAAAUUUUUGAUAUUUUAUUUUAAAUGAUAUUUUUUAUAAUAAAAAGAUUUGCAGUAGAAUUUUCAACCUUUUCGACAGAUGAAAACCAUGAUCGUACUUGACUUAAAGCAUUGAGUUUAACCAAAUCGAUAAGUAUUCAAUAAUUAUUCGUCAAAAACUGCGAAAAGUGAUCAAUUUCACCCGAAAUCACGGUAUCUAUCGAUUGGGUUUGUUGAAUAGAACUUAAACCUAAAUAUCCGACAUUAUUUUGAAAACCAUGAUGGCGGCCACUGAAUGGUAGUUUAAGCUAUGAUAUUUUGCAAUAUGGGUAUCUAUUGAUAGAGCUUGAUGAGAAAAACUCAAAAGUAAAUAUCCAAAGCCAUUUUGAAAACAAAGAUGGUGGAUCAAAAUCCAAGAUGGUGAUAACAGAAUGGUGGUUUGAGCUAUGAUGCCAUGCAAUAUCGAACGGAUUUGAUGAGUAGAAGUUAGAUUAUUGUAAAGCGUAUGGUGAUUGGUUUAGAGGAUACGGUAGAAGGUAGGAUGGAUGAUAGGGUAGAGAGUAGGGCAGAAGGCAGGGUUGACGGUUAGGAUAGAGCGUAGGAUAGAGGUUUGGGAUAGAGGGCAGAGAAGUCGGUUAGGUGAACGGUAAAAUGGCCAGGAAUAGAUAAGAUGAGACUUUCUCGAGAUGCCUUCAGGAAUUCUUUCCGAGAUUUCUUCAGGCAUUGCUCUUGAGAAUCUUCCCAGAAAUCCUCCCGGGAUUCCUUCCAUCCGGAAUUGCUGUGGAGAUUGCUCCUAAGAUCUCUUCAGGGACUUCUGCAGGGAUUGUUUUAGAAAAUCCUUACAUAAUUCUUUGAGUUAUUCUAUUCCUUCAGGGAUUGAACUCCUUCGUAGAUUUUUUUCCGGAAUUUCUGCUGUUAUUCCAUUAGGGAUUCCUCCCGAAAAGGAAUAUUAGAGAAUAUAAAUUUCUGCCGAGAUUUUUUCAGGCAACCUUAAAUUUUUUAGUUAUUCGUGCAGGAAUGUCUGAUAGGAUUCCAUCAAAAUUUCUUCCCGAGUUUUUUUUAGGGAUUUUUUAAUAAUUCUUCUAUGGUUCUUUCAGGGAUUCCUGCUGCGCUUCCAUCUGAGAUUCCUGCCAUGAUUCCUCUAAGCAGCGUUUCUCAAACUAUGGGUCGCGACCCACUGAUGUGUCGCGGGUUGAUUUUUAGUGGGUCGCGAAGGCUUGGGCGUAUUGCAAUAAAUGUCUUAAUUUACGAAUGUCAAAUAAUAUUGCCAGCCAUUUUCCAAUAUAAAAAUACCUCCUGGAGAAUUGUCAGAGUUUCUAGGAAUUCGGUUAUAGGCAUUUGUCUGAAAUAAUUGGAUAAUUGGAUUCUCUGCAUUCUGAAAUAGUUUCUGAAACUAUGAGAUUUCAAUAAAAAAAACUUAAGAUCAGGGCAAAGAUCAGGGUUACAUUUUAGAUUUUAUUUAAAUUUUUAUUCAUGCAUAUUUUAGAUUAUAACUUGUGUUCUGGAAAAAAUACGUUCAAGUUUUUUUUUUGCUUUCGGAUGUGUUAUCAGUUAGAUUUACACUCCGACUUUUCGAACCAUCUAAGCAGAAUAAACUUUUCGAAUGAGUGCAGAUUCACAUGCCAAGCUCAGCAGUUAAAAUAUUAAAAAAAAAAAAAAACAGAAAGACCUACCACAAUUCAGAAAAACGAAAAGAAUACCAUAUUUCGACAAGAUACCUUAUUUAACCGACCUUCAGUAAAGCUUAACUUCAAAAAAAAAAUCUGCUAGAUGCCAAUAAUCUAAACUUUUACGGAAAUCAAAAGUGAAACUGAAAAGUGAUUUGAACUUAAAUAGAAAAAAAAGAGUGUGUAUGAAGGAUGAAAAUAGAAAUUUCAAGGAGAUCCAGCAACACAAUAGUUCUAAAAACUUUGAAAUUGUGCAGAAGCAUAAAAUUGCCACUCUAUCUUCAAAGACUUUAUAAAAAUUUUAGUUUUUUUUUGUUUAUUUCUAGAAUGUGUGAGAGAAUACCUAAGACCUGUAGUGUUUCAUUGAAGCCAUUAUAAACUUGGAAAUUUAUCUCAAAUUCUAUAGACCCCUAAGAGUUUACUAAAGCUGCUCACUUGGGCACCUUAGUCUUACUCAGACUUCAAAAGACCGAAAUAAAC